CCGGGUGCUUUUAAUCUGUGCAAUAGACGCCGAUCGCAGCUAGAACCGACAGGCAGAUCCGGUAAUAAUGGUCAGCGAGACAGAGGGCCAGGCAGCCGGGCUCUCACUGCAACCAGAUCGGCAGACGGAAAACGCAAUGGACAGUUUAGGGCAAGAUGGCACAAGUGUGACUAGUGGGAAGGAGCUAGCAGAGGUCACUGCAGUGGAAGAGACCAAAGGGCACAGCGCUCCUGAUGUGUUUGAUCUAAAAAUUCAGCUGCCUGGAGGGGAUAUUGUUGACAUACAGGUGUCUCCCAAAGAGCUGGUUCAGGAGAUAAUCCAGGUGCUCAUGGAACAUGAAGAUUCAUGUCACAGAACAUGCUUUUCACUACAGUUUGAAGGCAAUGUGCUGGAUAACUUCUCUGAACUUAAAUCAGUAGAAGGAAUAAAAGAAGGGUCCAUUUUGAAAGUGGUGGAAGAACCAUACACAAUCAGAGAGGCUCGAAUCCAUAUCCGCCAUUUCCGGGACCUGCUGAAAAGUUUGGAUCUCACUGAUGCCUAUAAUGGUGUGGACUGUAGCUCUUUGUCCUUCCUGAACAGCAUCUCAGAGGAUGAUAUUGGAGAUUCUCUUGGACAUGAAAACAAUGGCAAGAAGAAAAAACGCUCCUCGGCAGAACAAAGUCUGGAAGCCAUUGAUUGCUCUCCUCCAGAAUAUAUUCUUCCUGGGAGUACAGAGCGUCCCUUACAGCCACUUCAACCACUAACUUUGGACAACAAGCCACCCCGGUGCCUGAAAUCCUUGAUGAUGAGCGGCUGGAAUCCUCCACCUGGCAAUCGCAAAAUGCAUGGAGACCUAAUGUACUUGAAUGUCAUAACUUUGGAAGACCACUACAUAAACAUCACUGCUUCCAACCGGGGGUUUUACAUUAAUCAGUCCACUGCAGAAGUGUUUAAUCCCAAACCAGCUUCUCCAAGCCACUUGAGUCACAGUAUUGUGGAACUGUUAAAUCAGGCUAGCCCAGCCUUCAAGAAGAAUUUCUCGGCGCUACAAAAGAAAAGGGUGCAUAGACAUCCACUGGAGAGGAUAGCAACACCGUAUCAGGUUUACAGUUGGGUCGCACCAAACACCAACCAUAUCAUCGACUGUGUCAGAGCAGAGGAUGCAUACAACUCACGGCUUGGCUAUGAAGAACACAUUCCAGGACAGACCAGAGACUGGAAUGAAGAGUUACAGACAACCAGAGAGCUUCCGAGAGAACUCCCUGCAGAUCAACUGUUGCGCCAAAGAGCCAACUUUAAGAUAAACUCUGAUUUUGUUGGUGCAUGCACAAGAGGAGCUAUGGCAGUCAUUGAUGGUAAUGUCAUGGCUAUUAACCCUGGCGAAGAGACCAAAAUGCAGAUGUACAUUUGGAAUAACAUCUUCUUCAGCUUUGGUUUUGAUGUGAGGGAUCACUACAAGGACCUAGGUGGAGAUCAUGCCGCCCAUGUUGCUGCCAGCCAUGACCUCAAAGGAGUUCAAGCCUACAGUGACUUGGACAUUGAGGAGCUGUAUGUAUUGGGAACUGUAGUUCUGGAUUAUAGAGGAUACAGAGUAACUGCACAGUCAAUCAUACCAGGGAUUUUAGACCGCAAGGAAGACCAAAGUGUAAUCUAUGGUUCAAUUGACUUUGGUAAAACCGUUUCAUCAAAUGUUAAGUACCUCACCUUGCUUCAGAAAGCCAGUAAACCAUUAAGAAUUAUGAGACACGUUGUGUUGAAUGAAAAGGAUGAAGAAGUUAAUCUUUGUUCAUCUGUGGAGUGCAAAGGGAUCGUGGGUAACGAUGGACGCUACUACAUACUAGAUCUCCUUCGUACCUUCCCACCUGAUGAUAAUUUCCUUCCGCCGAAAGAAGAAUGCACACAAAAGGAAUCCAUAUUCCGAUUUCCUAAACAUUAUCGCCACCAACUAUGCAGCUUACGCCCAGAACUGAUUGAAUAUUUUGUUCAGUACAAAUAUGCUCAGUUUAUGAAGAUCAUCGUGGAAAAGACGAAGAAGGGAGACGUAAAGUGGAGUGAAGAAAAUGCGAAUGGUGUUGAGCCGCAGGGAGCGGAUGUUAUCAGAGAAGCCUGUCGAGAAGUCGGUUCUGUCGUGGAUUACAUUUUUGAUAUCCGUUUUAAUUCAGAUGUCUACUCAUCUGUUGUGAGGUUUCCAGAGUCCCAAAUCCAUGCCAAUGAAUUGCAGAAAAGAUUACUGAGGGAAGCUGCCUCGUUCCUCUUGUCCGUACAAAUUCCAAAUUUUAUAAAAAGUUGUUUGGAUCAUGUCGUUGUCCCCUUGGAUGGUAAAACACUUACAGAGGCGAUACAUGCUCAUGGGAUUAAUGUCCGGUAUCUGGGGACAAUUGCUGAAAUGAUCAGUCAGAUGGAGGAUCGCCAGUCCUUGGACCAUGUUUAUAGACUAGUAAUCCUGGAAAUAGUUACUCGUUCAACCAAACUCAUUCUUCGCAACUACCUUCAGGGUGUGGAAAUGUCUGCCUUGUCGGCUGCAGUGAGUCAUUUCCUUAAUUGUUUCCUGAGCUCCUAUUCUAACCCAGUGGCUCACUUGCCCCCCGAUGAGCUGCAUUCUCGCAGAAAGAAGGGCAAGAAGAAGGUUCGGCCGCUGGAGAAUGGAGACAGCACAGCAUGGACCAUUAUGACUCCAGCUGAUCUUUGGAAACAGAUCGUCCAGAAGGCCAAGGAGAAUUUUGAUUUCACUCUGUCAUUUGACUCUGUGGACCAACUUGCUGAGAAGUUGAAUCUGCAGAAAGUUACCCUUCUCCGAGAGUUCUGCGUGAAAACUGGAACACAGAUUCUUUUGCGUGAAUACAAUUUUGAAAGCCGUCAUAAGCCGGCUCUGACAGAGGAGGAUAUUCUAAAUAUGUUUCCCGUGGUCAAACAUAUAAGCGUCAGGGCCAAGGAGGCGAGAGAGCUUUUUAACAAAGCCCAGGUCACCAUCCAGCAAGGUGGUCUGAAAGAAGGUAUAGUCUUCCUGAACGAAGCUUUGCUCCAGUUUAACAGUGUAUAUGGUGCUAUACAUCCUGAGAUUGCGUUAUGUCUGCGUCUUCUUGCAAGAGUCAAGUUCAUUUUGGGAGAUGUGGCUGAGGCGCUGGAUAACCAGCAGAAAGCUCUCAUAAUGACAGAGAGGACCCUGGGAUAUGACAGCACAAGCACAAUUCAGGAUUACGUUCUUCUUGCUCUAUACUGCUUUGGCAGUGGACAGCUACCAGUAGCUUUGAAACUUCUGUACCGGGCUAGGUACUUAAUGCUGAUGAUAGCCGGAGAGGAUCACCCGACCAUGGCUACCUUAGAUAGCAAUAUUGGUGUGGUACUCCAGGCUGUACUUGAGUGUGACUUAUCCCUAAGGUUUCUAGAGAAAGCCCUGGAGACCAAUAAGAAGUUUUAUGGAAACAAGUCACUAGAUGCUGCAUUAAGUCAUCACUUGAUAGCCCUGGCCUACACAUCUAAGGCAGAAUUCAGAACGGCGAUGCAGCAUGAAAAGGAAACAUACACCAUAUACAAAGCUUUGCUGGGUGAUUCCCACGAACGUACCAAAGAGAGCUCUACAUUCUUGAAGCAUGUUACACAACAGGCUGUGAACCUUCAGAGGACAAUGAAUGAGAUCUACAAAAACGGAUCCAUUGCCUCCUUACCUCAUGUCCAGAUUGUGCCUCCUGGAGUUGAUGUAUUGUUGCAGCAUCUGAACCUUCUCAAUGGCAUUGUUCGGAUCAAUCUAAGCCUUCGUGAGGUAAAUGGCAGUGUCAACACAAAACAAUUAGAGAACGGGGAUUCUCUAGAUUCUAUAGAGCAACAGCUAGAACAAGACCCUGCGCUGCCAGCAGAGCAGCAGGAAGCAGAUACAUCAGAAGUGCAGGUAGAAGGUGAUACAGCACAGAAUGAGGAUGCUGCUGAGGGGCAAAAGGGCAUUAGCGAGGAGACAACAGAAACAGCUGCUGAGAAAGAGGAUGCCUUGGAAAAGCAGAAGGAGAAUAUCUCUGUGGAGCAGGUAGAAGCCAUAAUUGAGAAGCAGAAGAAGGAAGAGGGAGAAGAACAGAAGGAGGAAACUGCUGAGGAGCAUGAGAAUGCUGUUGGUGAACAGGAGGACACUGCUGAAGGGCAAAAGAAAGAUGUUCCAAAGGAACAAUGAAAGGCUGUAGAUGAGGAGCCUAAAACAAAGUGAGGUUAUUUUUUAGGAGCAGAUGGAGGAUGCAGCUGACAAACAUAAGGAUUAUGUAUGAAAAAAGAUGAUGUUUCAGAGUAAUAGAAGGAACAUACAACUAAGAAGCAGAGAAUGCAUAAUGAUCAACAUUGACAUCUCCUUGAGAUAUUGCAUUGCCAAUCACAACUGCUCUUGAGUUAGUGGGACAGAUUUUGCAUCAAAGAGCAAUGCGUUUACAAUUACAAUCUUGCUUACCAGGAAGGCUUCAGGAGAGCGAGCUUCCUUGUUUUUAUCUUGGGAUGGUUAUUUGUUUAAACAGGUUUCUAUAUUUUAGAUAUUAAUAGAGCUGAUUGGAAAAAAUAUACAUUUAGCACAGAACAAUCAGAAUUAUCAGCUAGGCUUUUUAAUGGUGAAUUUAUAUGCUUUCUAAACAAUAAGAAAUGCUUGUUUUUAUAUACUUUGCUAUUUUCAAGAAUAU
Molecule: messenger RNA, 4628 nt
Organism: Spea bombifrons (plains spadefoot toad)
Lineage: Eukaryota; Metazoa; Chordata; Amphibia; Anura; Pelobatidae
Product: clustered mitochondria protein homolog
Exons: 26
Coding region: 68-4138 (1356 amino acids)
Biological process (GO): intracellular distribution of mitochondria
Cellular component (GO): cytoplasm
Molecular function (GO): protein binding; mRNA binding
Source: RefSeq, a predicted model, not a curated record